AUGUAUUCAUCAAGCAUUCCUCUCCCAAGCAUGUCUCCCUCGCACAUCUCCCCGAGCAUCUCUUCCCUGAGCAUCUCUUCCUCGAGCAUCUCUACCUCGAGCAGCUCUUCUCCGGGCGAGUUUUCCUCAAGCGACUCUUUCUCAAGCGAGCCUUCCUCGAACGGAUUUUUCUCAAGCGACUCUUCUAUAACGACUACCUCAACCCCUGCUCCGAACAAAACUACUACCUACAAGGAUGAGAUUGCCAACGGAAUCAUGCUGACCUUUGACGGUAAGGUCAAGCUGGUUGACAGGGAGCUUCUGCGAAGCGCCUCUGAAGUCUUCCGCAAGGCGUUCGACGGCGAGUUCUCCGAGGCCACUACCAACAGCUACAAGAUCCAAGACCACAGUCAGGAAGCAGUGCUGAUGAUGAUACAAUGUAUCCAACGUGACCAGCUUGACCGCGAGAACACCAAGCGUUACUUCGAGAACCCAGAUGACCACGACGCAUCGGAGCAGGCCAGAAACUUUGGUUAUGACUGGAGCAUCGAGCUGGAUACCUCAGACCCGCACAGCUUCUCACGCAACGUGGACUUUUGCCUGGAGGUCUUCCUUCUCGCCAACGAAUACGAUAUUCCUACAUUAUCCAUAGAAGCCAUAAAGCUCCUCAUCGACCUUAGAAAAGAACUUUUGAUGCAUGGCCUCCCCCUUUCCACCGACGAGAUUGUCGACAAAGUCGUCGAACUCUACGACACCAACCAUGUUUCGACUUCAUCACUGAUGCAGAGGUUGGCAUCGGAGAGCGUCUGGAACCCAGACGAAGUCUCAGAAAUAUAUUGCAAGGUCGAGGCCAGAUAUGGAUUCAUCGAGGGAAUCUGGCAGCACAUCGGGCGAAGAUGGGGUGUGAAGGAUCAAUACCAUGCUUCUUUCGUGCUGGAAAUGAACAAGGUUCAGGAGGAGAAAGAACUUGCCGAGAACUCGUAUUACUAUUAUGAUGAUUACGAAGGUGGUUGUGAGCUGGAGGACUACUACUAUGGUAAUGAUGACUAA
Molecule: messenger RNA, 1029 nt
Organism: Aureobasidium pullulans EXF-150
Lineage: Eukaryota; Fungi; Ascomycota; Dothideomycetes; Dothideales; Saccotheciaceae
Exons: 1
Coding region: 1-1029 (342 amino acids)
Molecular function (GO): protein binding
Source: RefSeq, a predicted model, not a curated record